Messenger RNA from Durusdinium trenchii, 1428 nucleotides. NCBI's taxonomy places the organism in Eukaryota, Dinophyceae, Suessiales, Symbiodiniaceae. The record is from the annotation of a GenBank genome assembly.
AUGGCGCAAAUCUGGCGUGCCGGCUUCGUCGUGGACGGGCAAGAGGUGGAGCUGGUUAUCGUGGAUGCGGAUAAGCUCGAGCAAACAAAGGCCAGUCAGCUGCCAUCGUUGGCACAGCAAGUGUUGGAAAUGCCGAACUGCUAUGAGUGUGAGAAGGAAUUUUCCUUGCUUGGAGCAGAGAAGGAGUGGCCGUUUGAGCAUGUGCUUGGCUUGGGCAAUUUGUUGAAGGAAGUCGGGGAGGGCUGGUCUCCAGGGUUGGCCACAUAUCUCACUUGGUCGUCUCCUGCUGGGGAGCUACAUGCCUUGGGGCUGGGAAGCAACAAGAAACGACGCAAGAUUGCAGCCCUUUUGGCCUUGACCCUUUGCCGUCUCUGUGGAAGUCAUUGGCCAGCUCCUCCUGAGCUUCGUGAUGAGUUGUACCAGGCCACCGCUGCAACAGUGCUGCGUCCGCCGCUGCGCCCUGGCGUGGCCGUAUCGGCCUCCAUACCGGUUGCGGGGCAGCAGGAGCACGACUGGCCAGACUGGCAAGACUGGCGCCGGUCACGAAGAGAAGACUGGUUGCCACUGUCAGGCUCAUGGGUUUGGUGGAGCAGUGACAUUUUAGUGGUUCUCUGUGAGGAUGUGUCCGCCCAGAUUUUCGCGGAUGCCAGGACAUGGUUUUACGAAGUCGCGGAGGUGCAGCAAGAACCGGAGGAACAAAGAGCCCCACGCGAAUUGAACCAACGCACCCAGCAGAUAUUUCCAGAUAUUUUCUUCACCAGCCUGUUCAGACACCAAACCCACGCGGUGGUUGGUGUAGGCCGGGAUCUCGAACAUCGCAAGAGAGCAGGAUGUUUGGGAUUGGCGGCGCGGAUAUCCAGAGGCAGCCUAUGUUUGACACGCGUGCAAGGUCAGGUUGUGGAUGAAGUGUUCCAAAGCCCAUGGCUUCCACAAGAACCCAUCCAACGCUUUUUUGAUUUGGAGAACCACGGCUUUUGGCAAAACAUCGAGAUUUGGCAGGAGUCUGAAGAACACAAAGCACAUCAGGAGCUAAAAUGGAUCACUGGAUCGGACAUCAAUCGCUUCAUCGUUGCAGUCGACCGAGAAAAACUGGAUCCCUACCAGGAGGUUCCCAUGAUCUACUUUGAAGUGCGCACGGCGGAUGGACACCGACACCGCUUCCGGGACUUGGACCGCACCGAAGAGACCAUGUUUCGGCAGCCGGAAAAGAAGGAUAUCACGUUGGCCUUUCGGCUGGCAGGUGGCUGGGAGGCUUGGAAGUUGUCGGAGGAGCUUCGGAAACAAUUCAACACCUGGUUGCAGAGCCGCACCCGGUGCCAAGCUGUAGACCAGGUGCGGGCGCGGACGCUGGAUGUGGAUCUGAAGGCCACCUUCGAGGACACCAUGGAAGGUGGGGGAUGGGGCGCGCCACGAAGCCACUACCAGUGA